AUGGCCGCCACCGCGCAGUACUUGCCGCGCAGCGCCGCGCUGAUGCACCCCGACGGGGACCGGCUGCACCAGGGUACCACGUACCGCGAGGUGCAGAAGAUGAUGCACCACGAGUACCUGCAGGGGCUGGCCCCCGCCGCCGGGCACGCCGUCGGGCUGGCGCACCACCAGUGGCUGCCCAGCGCCGGCACGGACUGGGGCAGCGGUGGGGGUGGCGGCGGCGGCGCGCACCUCCCGCCUGCCGAGCACGCCAAGGGCGGCCCGCCGGGGCCCCGCGAGGAGCUGUCCGCCGCUGCCUUCCAUCACCGCCCGCACCUGGUACACCAGCCGGCGGCGGGCGGCGCGGCCGGCGGCUGGGCGCAGGGCGGCGCGCACCACCUGCCGCCUAUGUCGCCGCCGUCGGGGCAGCCGCUACUCUACGCGCAGCCCUAUGCGGGCCUCAACGGGAUGCUGGGGCCGCCGGCGCCUGCACUGCACCACGGGCUGCGCGACCCGCUGGGCGCCGAGGAGGCGGGAGCCCACGAGCUAGCGGCCUCUCCGCCGCCGCUGGGGCCUCCCGAGCCAUCGGACGAGGACGCGCCCAGCUCCGACGACCUGGAGCAGUUCGCCAAGCAGUUCAAGCAGCGGCGGAUCAAGCUGGGCUUCACGCAGGCCGACGUGGGGCUGGCGCUGGGCACCCUCUACGGGAACGUCUUCUCGCAGACGACCAUCUGCCGGUUCGAGGCGCUGCAACUGAGCUUCAAGAACAUGUGCAAGCUGAAGCCGCUGCUCAACAAGUGGCUGGAGGAGACGGACUCCAGCACGGGUAGCCCCACCAACCUGGACAAGAUCGCGGCGCAGGGCCGGAAGCGCAAGAAGCGCACCUCCAUCGAGGUGGGCGUCAAAGGCGCCCUGGAGAACCACUUCCUCAAGUGCCCCAAGCCCUCGGCGCACGAGAUCACCUCCCUGGCGGACUCCCUGCAGCUGGAGAAGGAGGUGGUGCGGGUCUGGUUCUGCAACCGGCGGCAGAAGGAGAAGCGCAUGACGCCGGCCGGGGUCCCGCAUCCGCCCAUGGAGGACGUUUACGCACAGGCGGACACGUCGCCGCUGCACCACGCGCUGCCCGGCGCCGUGCAGUGA
This is a messenger RNA of Indicator indicator, 1119 nucleotides long. RefSeq names its product POU class 3 homeobox 1 (gene POU3F1). Gene Ontology annotation, molecular function: RNA polymerase II cis-regulatory region sequence-specific DNA binding; DNA-binding transcription factor activity, RNA polymerase II-specific. Lineage: Eukaryota; Metazoa; Chordata; Aves; Piciformes; Indicatoridae. The coding region runs from base 1 to 1119 and encodes 372 amino acids. The record is from RefSeq and is a predicted model, not a curated record. The transcript has a single exon. Gene Ontology annotation, cellular component: nucleus. Gene Ontology annotation, biological process: regulation of transcription by RNA polymerase II; brain development.